This is a messenger RNA of Uranotaenia lowii, 1041 nucleotides long. Its product is annotated as ATP-dependent DNA helicase pif1-like. Gene Ontology annotation, molecular function: DNA helicase activity. The transcript is spliced from 3 exons. NCBI's taxonomy places the organism in Eukaryota, Metazoa, Arthropoda, Insecta, Diptera, Culicidae. Gene Ontology annotation, biological process: telomere maintenance; DNA repair. The record is from RefSeq and is a predicted model, not a curated record. The coding region runs from base 1 to 1041 and encodes 346 amino acids.
AUGAGAGCGAUUGAUGACGGCAAUGGUGGCAUUUUCUUCAUCGAUGCGCCUGGUGGAACUGGCAAAACCUUCCUUAUUUCAUUACUGUUGGCUUCAAUUCGUUCAAGACCUGACAUUGCCCUGGCGGUUGCCUCAUCGGGCAUUGCAGCCACAAUGUUGGAAGGUGGCCGAACUGCUCAUUCUGCAUUCAAAUUGCCAUUGAAUCUACAGAUGACCGAGGAACCAACAUGUAAUAUUUCGAAGAAUUCAUCAAUGGCGAAAUUGCUGCAGAGUUGCAAGAUUAUUAUCUGGGACGAAUGUACAAUGGCACAUAAAAGAGCAUUAGAGGCACUCGAUCGAACUAUGAAGGAUCUUCGAAAUCAUACAGGACAUUUUGGAGGCGCCAUGAUUCUACUAGCAGGAGAUUUUCGACAAACGCUUCCUGUCAUACCGCGGUCAACGGCAGCUGAUGAGAUAAAUGCUUGCCUUAAACUUUCGUAUUUGUGGCGUUACGUAACGACCCUGCGGUUAACGACAAAUAUGCGAGUUGCGCUUCAAAACGAUUCGUCCGCAGAAAUCUUUGCGAAACAAUUAUUGACUAUUGGCAAUGGAGAAGUACCAGUAGACGUUUCGACAGGAUUAAUUUCAUUCCCGCAAGGUUUUUGGUUUUUCGUAUCGACAAAAGAGGAACUCAUUGCAAAUGUGUUUCCGAAUAUCGUUCAAAACCAUGUGAACCAUGAUUGGCUAAGUUCACGUGCAAUCCUGGCAGCGAAAAAUAAGGAUGUCGACGAAUUGAAUUUUAUUAUCCAGAACACAGUUCCUGGAGAAUUGCAUUCGUACAAGUCAGUAGAUUGUAUGACCAAUCCAGAAGAAGCUACGAACUACCCAACCGAGUUCUUAAAUUCUUUAGAUCUUCCAGGAAUGCCGCCGCACAAUUUACGCAUAAAAGUUGGGAGUGUUAUAAUUAUGCUCCGUAACCUUAACCAACCCAAAUUGUGUAACGGGACAAGCAACCAGCAGCAAGCUCCGGAUCUGGCCAGCGUUGGGCGUUCGAUACUUUGA